Venustampulla echinocandica is the source of this 3252-nucleotide messenger RNA. RefSeq lists its product as uncharacterized. Lineage: Eukaryota; Fungi; Ascomycota; Leotiomycetes; Helotiales; Pleuroascaceae. The record is from RefSeq and is a predicted model, not a curated record. The transcript has 6 exons. Gene Ontology annotation, cellular component: kinesin complex. The coding region runs from base 1 to 3252 and encodes 1083 amino acids. Gene Ontology annotation, molecular function: ADP binding; protein binding.
AUGGUCCUAACCGUCCUCUAUCCUCCUGACGGAGUUGGAGUUAGCGUAGCCUUGACCCUUACUGUCGACAUUGUCUUUGUCCAUGGCCUCAACGGAGAUGCGACUGGAUCCUGGACGAACCCUGACACAAAAGCUUUCUGGCCAAAAGAUUUCCUCCCAAGCGACAUUCCCGACGCUCGAGUGAUGACUUUUGGGUAUAAUGCCGAUGCUGCAUUUGGCAAUACAACCGCAGAUAUUGUGGAUCAUGCUAAAGAUCUGCUUAGUAGCCUGAUUGACAAACGAGAAGAAGAGCACGAAAAUCAGAGACCCAUUAUAUUUAUCGCUCACUCACUUGGUGGUAUUGUAGUGAAGCAGGCUCUCGUCUCGGCUCGGAUCGAAUCUCAAUACUCUCCUAUCUGCGAACAUACUACUGGGAUCAUCUUCUUUGGAACGCCACAUCACGGUAGUGACAAAGCGGCGUACGGGAAAAUUCUCACAAAUGUCGCUUCAACCGUGAUGCGCAAGCCAAACUCGAAACUUCUCAGCGCCUUGGAGACCAACAGCGAUACACUGGCUCGACUUACGUCGGAUUUCAGACAUCAGUUGCCGCAGUAUGAGAUCGUCAGCUUUUACGAGAGAAAGCCUCUAGGGAUAUUCAAAAAGGAGAGUGUUGAGAAGCAGUCGGCAUUGCUAGAAGUUGCUAGAGAAGACCAGAUACCCGUUGAUGCGAACCAUCGAGACAUGUGCAAGUUUUCAGGACGUGAUGACGGAGAUUAUGAGAAAUUAUUCAAAAGAAUACGGAGGAUUCUUCGGGCAAAGGGCGAUGUAAAGCAAAGUAUUAGUGAUCCCUGCAAUAAACAUUACUUGAUCCCACAUAAUGUCAGUGCGGUAUUCACUGGGCGGUACGACGUGUGUAAAAUGCUGCAGGAGAGCUGUCUAUCAUCAGGACCCUUCAAAAUGAAACGCGUAUUUGUCUUGUACGGCUUAGGAGGCUCUGGAAAAACACAAGUGUCGUUGAAAUUUGCCCAAGACAACCGGGAGAGUUUCUGGGGUGUGUUCUGGAUCGACAGUAGCAACGAUCAAACAAUCGAGCAAGGAUUCUCAAAGAUCGCUCAAAGUUGCCAGAUCGAAGAUGAUAUACUAUCGAUUCGGACUUGGCUCUCAAAUAUUCCUCAACAGUGGCUCUUGAUCUUUGAUAACGCAGAUGAUCCCUCCAUUGAUAUCUCUCGCUACUUUCCUGUUGGCUCACGGGGAACUAUUCUAAUAACUACACGCAAUCCUGAAUGCAAAGUUCACCAAACGGUCGGGUCGUACGAAUUUGCAGGGAUGGGGGUUGAAGAGGCCGUGGAUUUGCUUCUCAAGGCUAUUGGAACGGACGAUCUAUCUUCACAAGCCUCCCGACUAGCAGCCAGGAGCAUUGUGACGACUUUAGGGAGCCUCUCUUUGGCCAUCAUCCAAGCAGGGGCUGUUAUCAGGCAAAAGCUAUGUCGGUUGGAAGACUACUGUGAUACAUAUCGACGUCGCCGGCAAGAGCUGUUAAGCCGCGCGCCUACUCAAGCUAGCUCUGAUUACAAGUAUACAGUCUACACAACUUGGGAAGUCUCUGUCAAUAUGAUCGAAGGAAUGGGCAAUGAGGUUGCGAGUCAUGCGCUCGAACUGCUUCGGCUGUUCUCUUUCUUUCAUUUUGACGGGAUUUCCGAAGAAAUCUUUAGGCAAGCUUGGGGAAACACAACACGCAAGCCAUGUUCGGACUGGAAAGCCUCAUAUCAAGUCGACUGGUUUUAUGAAGAUGAUUCUGAAUGGGAUCCAUACCAUAUCCGAGAAGCUAUCGCUUUGCUAUCAUCUUUCUCUCUGAUACAAGUCGAUGGGUUGACUAAUAACGUCUCAAUACACCCCCUUGUUCACGCAUGGGCUCGUGACAGGCUAGGUAUACCAGAACAGGAAAAGUGGUCAUUUACAACAGCUCUAAUAUUGGCGGACUCUAUAUCUUGGAGGCAGAAAACGUCUGAUUAUAGCUUCCGAAGAUCUUUAAUAUCUCAUGUUACAACUUGUAUAACUUUCUUAACGCCAGAAGCUUUAUUUAUUAUUGGUAAUAGUGAGGAAGAACGCCUUGAGACAGUUAGCAAAUUUAUCUGGGUUUUGGUUGACACUGGCCAAUGGCAAAAGGCAGUCCAGCUUCAGGAGCAAGUACUUGAAGUAAGGAAGAGAACGUUCGGGGACGAGCACCCUGAUACUCUCCGGUCAAUGGGCAAUCUUGCGGCGAGCUAUAGCGAUCUCGGCCGACGACAGGAGGCUGUAGAGCUUGAGGAGAAGGUGCUUGAAAUAAGGGAGAGAACGCUUAGGGACGAGCACCCUGAUAUUCUCUUGUCAAUAAGUAAUCUUGCAAGGAGCUAUAGCGAUCUCGGCCGACGACAAGAAGCUGUAGAACUUGAGGAGAAAGUACUUGAAAUAAGGAAGAGAAUACUUGGGGAUGAGCACCCUGAUACUCUUCUAUCAAUAAGUAAUCUUGCAAGGAGCUAUAGCGAUCUCGGCCGACAACAAGAAGCUGUAGAACUUGAAGAGAAAGUACUUGAAAUAAGAAAGAGAAUACUCGGGGAUGAGCACCCUGAUACUCUCCGGUCAAUAAAUAAUCUUGCAGCGAGCUAUAGCAAUCUCGGCCGACAACAAGAAGCUAUAGAACUUGAAGAGAAAGUACUUGAAAUAAGAAAGAGAAUACUCGGGAAUGAGCACCCUGAUACUCUCCGGUCAAUAAGUAAUCUUGCAAUGAGCUAUAGUUAUUUCGGCCGACAACAAGAAGCUAUAGAAUUUGAAGAGAAAGUACUUGAAGUACGAAAGAGAAUAUUUGGGGACGAGCACCCUGAUACUCUUCUAUCAAUAAGUAAUCUUGCAGUAAGCUAUAACGAUAUCGGCCGACAACAAGAAGCUAUAAAACUUAAAGAAAAAGUACUUGAAAUAAGAAGAAAAAUACUCGGGGACGAGCACCCUGACACUCUCUUGUCAAUAAGUAAUCUUGCGAUGAGUUAUUACGAUAUCGGCCGACGACAAGAAGCUAUAGAACUUGAGGAGAAAUCGCUUGAAGUAAAGAAGAGAACACUUGGGGACGAGCACCCUGACACUCUCUUGUCAAUAGAUAAUCUUGAGUUCUAUCUUACUAACUUAGCUAAUCCUCUAAAUCUUGAUCUUUAUUCAACUUUACAACCUGAGUAUCGGAUUGAACGGAAGAUAAGAAGUCGCUGGACUUUGAGAUCUUUGGCUAAAAGGAUUUAUCGAUAA